AUGACCGGCAAGAAGAAACGCUCCUCUGCCCCGCUCUCCCCACCCUCUUCCUCCGAACCCGAACCCAUCUCGUCCUCUUCCUCUUCCUCUUCUCCACUGUCCAAUGAAUGCAAUCGAGUUUUCGGAAUUCUUCAUUAUGGGACCUACAGCGAGGCACUGGAAGCCGCCAAGUCCCUAGUCUCCAGCCACCCUGACUCCGCCCUUGCCAACGCCCUCAUCGCCCUCGUCCAUAAGGAUAUCGCGAUAUCGAUCAGCGACACAUCCAGUGUCAUAAGACACGAACACAUUGUCUCCGCCCUCUACUUCAGCAAUGCAGCCCUGGUGCUUUCCCCGGAUUCCAUCUCUUUCCCAAUGUUGCGUGCUGUGGUGCUGUUAACCAAUGAGCAAUACGAUUCCGCCAUCCAAGAAUGCGAGUCGGCUUUGUCCAUCGAGAAUCCAUUGGACCCCAUGCAAGAUAACUUGGGCAUCGUCCAAUACACUCCCCUAGAUUCAACCCUGGAGUCUCGAGUUGGGAAAGUGAGAACGAAACUCAGGGAGCUAAUAGCGAAAGCCAAGAAGUUCAAGUUCAAGAAGCUCGUGGAGGACAAUUCACUUGCAUUUCGAGCUUUACAAGCGAUAAAGGUAGAGAUAAACACAAGACUUGAAAAUGUGUGGCAGAGUUUAGUGGAACUGCCAUCACCGUCUACUUCAAGAAAACUACUCAAGAAAGUCUUGUUGAAUGUGGACGCUAUAGCACGAGCCAGGGCUUAUUGGAACAACGAGAUGAGCUUGGAGGCGAAGAAGGAAUUGUUGAGUGUCAGUGUCGAUGUGGAUUUCGAUAUGAAUAAAUCGAUGGGGGUGAAGGCAAAAGAGGUGUUGGCAGAGGCUGUGGAGUAUGCGAAGGAGACGAAGAAUUGGAAGUUUUCGACGUGUUGUUGUUGUGGCGAGAGGUUUUUUGAUGAAGAAUUGAAUAUGGAGCAUAUAAAGAUUGACCAUUUAGGGACUUUGUCCGAGGAGUUACAGUCUGUUGUGCCAAGAAUUUUACUGAAGUCAGAAAUUGAAAUCUGCGAUUGGAAGCCAGUGGACGUGGACGCUGCUGUGAAAUUGAUCGAAGAUUUGUCAAGAAAUGAGUCUGGAGAUCAAGGCCAAGAUAAGGGCAAGUCACAAGAUUUGACGUUGGAGAACUGGCCUUAUUGCAACGAUACCAACCGCGAGGAGAUGAUCAAAAGAAUUUGGACGAUUUUACAAGUGUUAAUAGGGGUCAAAUGUUUUGCUCCGAGUCAUCUCUAUAUGCUGCUGGACUUAAUAUUGGAAAUGCUGAAGAAUCGAAUCCCCGAAACACUGCUUAAGCAGCAUUGGAUGAAUAGGACGCUGGUCUCAGUGUUGUUUCUCGAUGAACCAGAGCUUAAAAGCGUCCGUGAAUUCAUCGAGGAAGAGCUUGAGAUUUCUUGUGGAUUAGGUGAUGUCUACUCUAGUUUCACGAUGGACAAUGCUAUGGAUGAUCUUACUAUUAGUCAUGAGAGGAUAAUUUUUAGCAAUGACUUGUCUCAUCUAAUUCUGCUGCUUGAUGAAACAAGUGCAAAAGCUUCUAGAAGUGUUGAUGAAAGCAGGAAUGCUUGUCAGGAAUAUAGAGAUGAUAUUGUUCAGUGGUUAUAUAUGGCUAGUGAGCCUAUUGGGGAGAAAUUGGAGGAGUGGGCAAAUUAUAGAAAAGCUAGCAAAAAUCUAGGAAUGGAUCUUUUCAAGAUCAUUGAGUCUGAAUUUCGCCGGCUACAGAAAAUUUGUGAGAGGAAAUACAAGUAUUUGAGAGAGGAGAAGCUGUGGCUGGAUAUGGAGGGAAUAUGUUUGGAAGAAGAUAAGAGAAGAGAAGAGAUUUCCGGCAAUCCACAGAGUUACAAGUCACUCUUGCUAAAGCGGCAAAAAGAGAUUCAGAUGGAGGAAUGUAAUGAUGAGACGGGUAGCAUGGAGUUGGAUAUCAUAGGGAGUAUUUUGAAAAAAGCACAAGCUGACAAUGACAUAAAUAUGUUAAUCCAGAUGCACAUUGAUCAAUUGUUUGGAAAGUGUUUCAAAUCCGAUGCUUUAAUCCUGGGUGCUAAUGCUUCCAUUCAGCUGACAUGGAAGAAACUUAAGAUGGCACAAUUAGAAGAAAUGGUUGACGAAGAUGCUACAAAGAAGUCUAAUGCUGCACUAGAAGAUUUGUUAUCUGGGCUUAAUCUUGAUGCCAAGAAGAACACUGAAAAAGGAGGUGAUGAUGCAAGGCAUGGACAGGGGAAAUCAAAGAAUAAAAAGAAGAAAAAGGAUCACAGAAAGGCUAAGGAAUUUAAGGCAACCGGUGGUAGUGAGGAUCAACAGGAAAAUGUGGAGCAAAAUUUGGUUCCAGCUGCACAUGGCACAGAUCAUCCUCUUAAUUCUGAGGUUGUUGGUUCAGUAACCACUGAUGAAUUAGAGCAAGAGGAAAGGGAACUUACAUGUACGGCUGAGGAAGAGAGUAGGAUUGAGGAGCAUCAAAGAAUGCUUGCAAGGCAUUUGGAGUACCAAAGGCAGAUUGAGAAUGAGGCCAAACAAAAGCGCCUUGCUGAGAUUGAUGAGGCUUAA
Messenger RNA from Quercus robur (English oak), 2571 nucleotides. RefSeq lists its product as uncharacterized. Bases 1 to 2571 code for a protein of 856 amino acids. The transcript has 5 exons. Gene Ontology annotation, molecular function: protein binding. The record is from RefSeq and is a predicted model, not a curated record. NCBI's taxonomy places the organism in Eukaryota, Viridiplantae, Streptophyta, Magnoliopsida, Fagales, Fagaceae.